GGGUACAGGGAUAGCUGUAUACAAUAACAAAAAGGAGUAGUCUUUAGCAACCACAAAGUCGGCAGCGACGACGAACGAACGAAUAUGGAUGAAACACUCUUUCAAUUGAAGUUCACAUCCAAACAACUGGAGAGACUGGCAAAGAAGGCAGAGAAGGACUCGAAAGCAGAGCAAGCUAAGGUUAAGAAGGCCCUCCAGCAGAAGAAUGUGGAGUGUGCGCGAGUGUACGCGGAGAAUGCUAUCCGUAAGAAGAAUGAGGGGCUCAACUGGCUCCGAAUGGCCUCUCGCGUAGAUGCUGUGGCUUCCAAGGUCCAGACUGCGGUCACCAUGAAGGGAGUGACAAAGAACAUGACCCAGGUCACCAAAGCUCUAGACAAGGCUCUGAACUCCAUGGACCUGCAGAAGGUGUCAGCUGUCAUGGACAAGUUUGAGACUCAGGUUCAGAAUCUGGAUGUGCACACCUCGGUGAUGGAGGACUCGAUGAGUUCGGCCACCACCCUGACCACGCCCCAGGACCAGGUGGAUGACCUCAUCGUUCAAAUAGCGGAGGAGAGCGGGCUGGAGGUGAUGGAUCAGCUCAGCCAGCUGCCAGCCGGAGCCACCUCCGUUGGGGAGACCUCGUCACGCUCUCAGGAGAAGGAGGAUCAACUCUCACGCAGGUUGGCUGCCUUACGGAACUGAGCCCGUCUCUGAGGCUGUUUCCCUGAGAGGGGGCAGGAUGGACUGCUGCUUGGACACAGACUAUGAGGGCAGAUGGAGUUCUGUGAUUGAAUCGAACUCUUCUUACUCUGAGGACCUGACAAGGCUAUUGAUUUUUACCCCACCCCACCCCCCAGCCACAUCUAUUUAUAUACACACUCGUCUGUGUUGCCGAAAAUACUGUCUGAGUGGGUGUCUUUUCU
Messenger RNA from Chanos chanos (milkfish), 902 nucleotides. It is a transcript of the gene chmp1a, whose product is annotated as charged multivesicular body protein 1A. NCBI's taxonomy places the organism in Eukaryota, Metazoa, Chordata, Actinopteri, Gonorynchiformes, Chanidae. Gene Ontology annotation, biological process: vacuolar transport. The coding region runs from base 85 to 681 and encodes 198 amino acids. The transcript is spliced from 7 exons. The record is from RefSeq and is a predicted model, not a curated record.